This is a messenger RNA of Colletotrichum godetiae, 1051 nucleotides long. Its product is annotated as putative short-chain dehydrogenase. Gene Ontology annotation, molecular function: oxidoreductase activity. Lineage: Eukaryota; Fungi; Ascomycota; Sordariomycetes; Glomerellales; Glomerellaceae. The record is from RefSeq and is a predicted model, not a curated record. The coding region runs from base 1 to 762 and encodes 253 amino acids. The transcript has 2 exons.
AUGACCACCCAACCCAACAAGUACACUUCCAAGCUCGCCUCCAAACGCAUCCUAAUCAUAGGAGGCUCCUCGGGCCUAGGCUACGCAGCAGCAGAAGCAUCCCUAGAACACGCCGCCACCGUAAUUCUGGCCUCGUCGAAUCCCUCCAAACUCGCCGCCGCCGAAGCCCGCCUCCGUACAACCUACCCCUCCACCCGAGCAAACCAACUCAAAACCCACACAAUCAACCUCGCAGACCUCGAAAACCUGCACAUGAACUUGACCGCCCUCCUCGACGAAGCAACAUCCGACGGUACCCUCAAAAUAAACCACAUCCUCUACACCGCAGACGCAGCAUCCCCGCUCCCAUCCCUGAGUGACACAAAACCAUCACACAUCACCGCGUCCCUCUCCAUGAGAGCUUACGCGCCCACGAUCCUCGCUGAUACCUCCUUAACCCUCACAAACGGCUCCAGCUCCCACCGACCCAUGCCAGGCUGGGCUGUCGCCGACUGCGCCGCCGGCGCAAUGGAAGGCCUUGUCAGGGGUUUGUCGUUUAACCUCGCCCCCGUGCGCGUGAACCUCGUCUCCUCGGGCCCCGUGACAACGGAGCUGUUCAUGACGCUACCUGAGGCGGCUAUCGAGGGAUUCCGGAGUAAGACGCUGACGGGAAGGCUUGGACGGCCCGAGGACGUGGCGGAAGCGUACCUGUAUUUGAUGAAGGAUGGGAAUAUUACUGGCGCGACCAUCUUUACUGAAGGUGGAAGAAUCUUGUCGUCGUAGGUUGAAGGGGGGGUCUAGUACGGCCCAUCUCAUCAGUGUCACUCAUUUCUCAAGAACCAUCUUGAACACACGAUAGAACUCUUCUUCGGCUGUCGGCUCAUCUGCAGAGGUGUAAUUUGUAUAUUUUCCCCUCCUUUCACAACUCCAAGCUGGGAGUAACCGCUCUAAUCCAAUACUCAAGACGAUGUUGUUUACGCUCAAGCCAUUUUAGCUUCCAUGUUGUAGGGUAUGCAGUCACCUCACUAGUGAGAAACGUCCGGGCGUCAUCCCCAUAGACGAUUUGUAUCUA